Molecule: messenger RNA, 579 nt
Organism: Sphaeroforma arctica JP610
Lineage: Eukaryota; Ichthyosporea; Ichthyophonida
Exons: 3
Coding region: 1-579 (192 amino acids)
Source: RefSeq, a predicted model, not a curated record
AUGUAUGGAAUAAUAUCCACACUUGGCAGUAUCGGUACCUUCUUGUCUGUUGUGCUCAGCGUAUCUAUACCUUACGAGGUACUACCACCAGAACUCCAGGCUAAUUAUUCGCCUGUUCUAACGCCCGGCCAUGAGUCGCCCGUCCUCGAGGGUAUUAUAGACCCAGAGGCAGAUAAAAAUACUCCGCCAUCUUUAUCCAACUGGGAUGACAAUCGUCGGAAACCAGUUAAGACUGGUCCUCUGAAAAUGCCAACAGCAACCAGAGCAGGCGUGUACAGUGGGGGAGAAGGGAGUGAAGGCGCGAAUGACGUGGGAGUCAGCCCAAUGGGUGGGCCAAGCCCAGGCAAUAGUUCGGGCCAACCUACACCAGCGGGGGUACCCAUUGCAGCGUCAGCAAUGCGUCUAGAAAUAGACAAGAAUAUCUGUCAAGGCAAUCAUGUUCCGGUGAGUCGGUUUGUGUUCAAGUUGGAGCAAACAGCACCGGUACCCAAACCAACUCUACACAAGACGAGGGUAGGUAUCCACGAUCAACAGCCAGAGCGCCGCAUACCACUAGUGGAUGCGGAGCUCAGACGAUGA